Molecule: messenger RNA, 2340 nt
Organism: Notolabrus celidotus (New Zealand spotty)
Lineage: Eukaryota; Metazoa; Chordata; Actinopteri; Labriformes; Labridae
Gene: sp5l
Product: Sp5 transcription factor-like
Exons: 2
Coding region: 462-1559 (365 amino acids)
Biological process (GO): regulation of transcription by RNA polymerase II
Molecular function (GO): RNA polymerase II cis-regulatory region sequence-specific DNA binding; DNA-binding transcription factor activity, RNA polymerase II-specific
Source: RefSeq, a predicted model, not a curated record
UUGAAAUCCAGUGAAAUUAUGAGUAGCCCACCCCUUCACCUAACAGCCCACCUCCCUCCUUCCUCCCUCUCAUCUCCUCUCUAUUGACUGGCUCUCGUGCAUCAUAGUGGAGACCCCGUUGAGAGGAUCUUUUCUCUCUAUAAAGAGAAGAUGCAGCUCAGGCGCCUUUGAGAUGAUCGCGAGGACUUACUGUGCGCGCCUCUCUGCCUCUAACUUCAGACACUCUUGCUUCGACACCUUGUUAUCUGGACUGCUAGCACACUAAAAUCACAAGCAAAGUGGACUCUGGGGCGUUUGAAUGACGCUGGAUUUCACAGUUUACUCUGCCAAAAGGUCUGAUUCACCAAAGAAGCCAAUGUGAGCAUAUUUCUCUCCUCCUGAGCUCUACUUUCCACUCAGUGCGUCGUCGCUGUUCGGCGCAGUUUGUGUUGCAGGUGCGUGAAGAGGGAGCGCGAGGACAGAUGGCUGCGCUGGCGAUUCAAAGGACUGACAACUUUUUGCACACCUUUUUACAGGACAGGACGCCCAGCUCUUCCCCAGAGGGAGCACCCAACGCCCUCUCCUUCCUGGCCACCACCUGUAGCCAGGCCUGGCAAGUUGGAGGCCCCAUGGGCUCAGAAGGCUCCCAGUUCCCGUAUGAGGGCACCGUCAGCUCCACGUCAGGAAUGUUCCAGCUGUGGAGCAACGACAUAACACCCAACACGGCCCUUAGUACCCACCAGAUGACCUUCACUGUGCCCAAGGUGCAGUUCCCCGGACACAUGCAGCCCAGCCUGAGUCACCACCACCAUCAUCAUCACCCCCAUCACCACCACCACCACGAGCUGCCUCUCACCCCUCCGGCUGAGCCUCCUUCUUCGUACUCCUUCGAACUCUCACCCGUCAAAGUUUUGUCCUCCCAGUCGCAGGCAAACAGUGCAUAUUAUCCUCAGCACAACAGUGUGGGACAAAACUUCCCAAGCUUCCUCCAGAACUCCUCCACCAGGCAUCAUCUGUCUGGAGGCCAUGUAGAGGAACCACAGCAGUGGUGGAGCCUCCCCCAAACCAACGCCACCCCUUCCAACCACCCUUUUUCCUUAGGUAGGCAGCUGGUUUUGGGGCACCAACCUCAAAUAGCUGCUCUUCUCCAGGGCACCUCCAAGGGCCUGCUGAGCUCCACACGCCGCUGCCGCCGCUGCAAGUGCCCCAACUGCCAGGCCAAUGGCGGGGGGUUAGAGUUUGGAAAGAAGAGACUGCACAUCUGUCACAUCCCAGAGUGUGGCAAAGUGUACAAGAAGACUUCUCACCUGAAGGCGCAUCUGCGGUGGCACGCCGGGGAGAGGCCCUUCAUCUGUAAUUGGCUCUUCUGUGGUAAGAGCUUCACCCGCUCAGACGAGCUGCAGCGGCACCUUCGCACGCACACUGGGGAGAAGCGCUUUGGGUGCCAGCAGUGUGGGAAGAGGUUCAUGAGGAGCGACCACCUUUCCAAACACGUCAAGACCCAUCAGAGCAGAAAGAGCCGGUCAGGGCCACCAUCACAGAGCACGGACCCUCUGCUUGCAAAUAUCAAGAGAGAGUAAAGGGUCUGUGGUCCUUCGUUCAUAAAAUAUAAUCAUCAAUGAACAGACUUUGUGACUCACACUUCAUGCCAUAGGUUUGCACUAGAGGGUAAGCAUCAAGCUCCCUGAAAAUGUUCUGUUUCAAAGUUCUACUUCUGACUUUCAGUAGAAGCAUAAAAAGAUAUUUAGAGACAAUUUUUAAUUAAAGUUAUUGUGUGCCGUUUAAGGUGAGGCACCUUUAUAGAAAACUUGAAGAUUUUUCAGUGAUAUUGUGAGUUUACUGACUUCAGUGUACUUUUCAACAUGCUACACAAACAGGUUCCACUUAAUCCAAACUGAUUUACUACACAAUGAAGAUUUGCCUUCAUUUCAAAUGAAAGGAAAUUAAAACACUUUUAGGGCUCAUUCUGUAAAUAAUGUAUCGAUGUGUUAAGACUGCAGACAGUAAGCAAAAUGCACAAAGACUCCCUGAUUCUGUUGUUGAUACCGUCAUUAUGUUUUAAAUUAGUGUAAGCCUUACUAAAGCUCAGAGUUACUGCAUAAAAAUGAUCUUUUCUUUAGUAAAAUAAUUAGAUGUGCUCCCAAAACCAAUUUGUCUACUUCAAGGUAGGGACCGUUUUUGAAAUGUAAAUCUUUGAUCUGCAGAUUUAUCUCAUUUUCUCUAAAGCAGUAACAUGAAAUAACAUUCAAGCUCCAGAUUAUCAGACAUUUUAAAUUUUUAACUUCUCUGUAAAUUAUGUAUAAAUCUCAUGAACAGUUUUAUUGGGGUUAUGGCCGCAUGUCAAUUUUAAUAAACAUUGUC